AUGAACCAGCCUGCCCCCAGGGCACCCCCUCCACCCCGCCGCGUGCGAUUAAAGCCCUGGCUGGUGGCCCAGGUGAACAGCUGCCAGUACCCAGGGCUGCAGUGGGUCAAUGGGGAAAGGAAAUUCUUCUGCAUCCCCUGGCGCCAUGCCACGCGGCACGGCCCCAGCCAGGACGGAGACAAUACCAUCUUCAAGGCCUGGGCCAAGGAGACAGGAAAGUACACGGAGGGGGUGGACGAGGCAGACCCGGCUAAGUGGAAGGCCAACCUGCGCUGUGCCCUUAACAAGAGCCGUGAUUUCCGCCUCAUCUAUGAUGGACCCCGGGACAUGCCACCUCAGCCCUACAAGAUCUACGAGGUCUGCUCUAAUGGCCCUGCUCCCGCAGAGUUGCAGCCCAGUGAGGACUACACUUUUGGUCCAGGAGAGGAGGAGGAGGAGGAAGAGGAGCUCCAGAGGAUGUUACCAAGCCUGAGCAUCACAGAGGAUGUCAAGUGGCCGCCCACUCUCCAGCAGCCUGUGGUGCUGGGCCCUCCUGCACCAGACCCCAACCUCCUGUGCCCCGCCCCCGGCAACCCUGCUGGCUUUGGGGAGCUUCUCCCUGAGGUCCUGCCGGGCCUGCAGCCCGGGCCCCUGGCUGCCAGCCUGCCCCCCACGGGUGAACAACUCCUGCCUGACCUGCUGAUCAGCCCCCACAUGCUGCCUCUGACUGACCUGGAGAUCAAGUUCCAGUACCGGGGGCGGCCACCUCAGGCCCUCACCAUCAGCAACCCACAGGGCUGCCGGCUCUUCUACAGUCAGCUUGAGGCCACCCAGGAGCAGGUAGAGCUCUUCGGCCCUGUGAGCCUGGAGCAAGUGCGCUUCCCCAGCCCUGAGGACAUCCCCAGCGACAAGCAGCGCUUCUACACAAACCAGCUGCUGGAUGUCCUCGACCGCGGGCUCAUACUCCAGCUGCAAGGCCAAGAUCUGUAUGCCAUCCGCCUGUGUCAGUGCAAGGUGUUCUGGAGCGGGCCCUGCGCCUCCGCUCACGGCUCACACCCCAACCCCAUCCAGCGGGAGGUCAAAACCAAGCUCUUCAGCCUGGAGCAUUUUCUCAAUGAGCUCAUCCUGUUCCAGAAGGGCCAGACUAACACCCCACCACCAUUUGAGAUCUUCUUCUGCUUUGGGGAGGAAUGGCCUGACCACAAACCCCGAGAGAAGAAGCUCAUCACUGUACAGGUGGUGCCUGUAGCAGCUCGGCUGUUGCUGGAGAUGUUCUCAGGGGAGCUUUCUUGGUCAGCCGAUAGUAUCCGGCUACAGAUCUCAAACCCAGACCUCAAAGACCGCAUGGUGGAGCAGUUCAAGGAGCUCCAUCACAUCUGGCAGUCCCAGCAGCGGUUGCAGCCUGUGGCCCAGGCCCCUCCUGUGGCAGGCCUCAGUGCUGGCCAGGGGGCCUGGCCCAUGCACCCGGCUAGCAUGCAACAAUGA
Messenger RNA from Odobenus rosmarus divergens (Pacific walrus), 1464 nucleotides. It is a transcript of the gene IRF5, whose product is annotated as interferon regulatory factor 5. The transcript has 8 exons. The coding region runs from base 1 to 1464 and encodes 487 amino acids. Gene Ontology annotation, cellular component: nucleus. NCBI's taxonomy places the organism in Eukaryota, Metazoa, Chordata, Mammalia, Carnivora, Odobenidae. The record is from RefSeq and is a predicted model, not a curated record. Gene Ontology annotation, molecular function: DNA-binding transcription factor activity, RNA polymerase II-specific; RNA polymerase II cis-regulatory region sequence-specific DNA binding; protein binding. Gene Ontology annotation, biological process: regulation of transcription by RNA polymerase II; immune system process.